CACACACCACGCGCUCUUCGCUUCCGCGGGCCUUUUUACGACCUGCUCUGAGGCGCUCAGAAUGUUAACCUUGGAUAUAACGAAAAUAGAAGGGUCUUUUAAUGUACAAAAGGCAAAGAACAACGGAACGGAACUAAAGGAUGUGAAACCGUUACUGCCACAGAUAAUUAUUACAGGCCUCUGUUGCCUAUUGUUAUUUGAUCUUGGAAUGAUGAUCUCCUUCACAAGGAUGACUCCAACUUUGUAUGAGAAGUUGUCAGUUGAUGUAAUAGACGCUUCUUGGCUUGGUAUUACAACCUACAUUAUGCUGGCACUAGGAAGUUGCAUAUCAGGUUUAACUGCUGAUGCUGGAGGCAGGAGGGUAGCAAUGAUACUGGCAAACAGUGCAUCUCUUUCAGGAUGGAUUGCCACUGGAUUGUGUAAUAGCACUGAAGUGCUGUAUGUGUCCAGUGCUCUAACUGGUCUAGGCAUAGGUUUUACCAUGACACCAGUGCUUGCAUAUCUUGGUGAAAUCAGUCAACCACAGUUUCGCAGCAUGCUGAUUGCAGCUACUGGUACAAUGCCACACAUAGGAUGUCUACUUAUUUACAGUUUGUGGCCAUAUGUGCACUGGAAAUGGAUAGCAUUUGUAAGUGCUGUAGUGCCAGUCAUCUCUGUUCUCUCUAUUCUGUGGGUAAGCAUCAUUUCUAUAUUUUGA
Messenger RNA from Schistocerca americana (American grasshopper), 697 nucleotides. Its product is annotated as sugar transporter ERD6-like. The transcript is spliced from 5 exons. Gene Ontology annotation, biological process: transmembrane transport. The record is from RefSeq and is a predicted model, not a curated record. Bases 62 to 697 code for a protein of 211 amino acids. Gene Ontology annotation, molecular function: transmembrane transporter activity. Gene Ontology annotation, cellular component: membrane. NCBI's taxonomy places the organism in Eukaryota, Metazoa, Arthropoda, Insecta, Orthoptera, Acrididae.